UGCACAACGAUGGUCCAAGUCCGUAGUCCCAAAUUGUCCCAAAGCAUGAUUAAUUAACUGAUACGUGACAUUAAAAUUCAUUAUUAAUUCAAACUUCCUUCUAUAGACACAAUUCUUAACUUUUCAAACAUUAAUUUUUUUUAAGACCUAGAAUAGUCUGUCUGGUGCUAACGCGUUUUUUACAUUUGAAUUCAAAUGUAUUAUUUGCGUGGGUCGUAGAAUAGUGGUUUAAACUAAAGAAGGUCUUCAUUCAGCAGUCAUUAAGUUUAUUUAUUUUACAUAUAAAAAUUAAGCAAACUUUAUUACACCUAAACAUCUUUGCAGAUAUUCAGAAUACAUAUUUUUUUUCAUCCUAGUGACUUUACUAGAAAAACUUAAAAAUAUUAUAUUUAACCUAUUUCACUGUAGAAUAAAAAUGUAAUUGCUUUGUUCUAUUAACAACUCCUAUUCUGGGUAACCGCCGUGGCUUAGAUAUCUCAUUUGUAUUAUUCGAAGUAAUGUUUAUUUAUAGAGGGAUUGGGUGAAUCAUUGAGAGAACUCUGGAAAGGUAGACACCCGCGGCGCAGCUUACUCACAGCUUAUCCCUACAAUAAUUUACUCUGAGCUCUGAAUGAUGUAGCAAUACAUUUUAAUAUAACGGCUUUAUUUAUAUGAUAGCUUCGUUGUUUGUAUUAAAAAAAGGACAAUUUUUAUAUCAUCUUUUUAAUAUGAAUAAAUUAUAUACUUAUCUUUUUAAAAUGUUGAUACAUAUCAGGCUCAGUCCGUCAGUGGUUAAUUGGUGAUUACCUAUGUGGAUAAAAUAGGUAGUAAGUACAUGAAGUACGAACGGAAAAUUGAAGGGAAGAUCUAAUUUUGACGGCCAUACUUUCAUGACACCUAUUAUGAUAUUACUUUUCAUUUUUCAGUAGGUAUUGAACCUGCAGUACGUGGCAAUUAGUGUGCUCACCUAAACCACACGGCUAUCGGUGUCGGCGUUUAAUUGAUGUCCGACUUCGGCCAUACUUUCCAAAAUACAAAUGUAGACAUACAUCACAAAGGCAACGAUUUAGGUACGAUAGAAAUAUUUCCAUUACAUGAUAGUUUUAUUACUGUUUUUGCGCGUCUUUGCGUCUUAAAAAUCCAUUAGUCCUAAGUGUCAUAAAAUAUGUAAUGCUACAUAACAUAGGUACCUUAUCCAUAAUCCUACCUAGAACAUAAUAAUAUUUCAUUAUAAGGCUGCGUUUUUCCCAGGUAUGGCCGAAGAUGCGUAGCGAGCGAUGUGUUUGUAAAGAACCAUUAAAAUAGAUUCAUUUACCUCGCCGUAGUAAGCAAAGGUCUGAAGGAAACGGCUGAUGUAAGCUAGAUUUUCGGGUACACAAAACAGGCGAGGGAUUUGUGCGAGGAAUAUAUUGCAAGGUUUGCAUACAGCCAGCAACGCAUUCUCGCAACACAUUCGAGGCGCAUAUUAAAACAGCUCCGCUUAAAAUCCUUGUACGACUCAUUUUUCACGCACGCCUUUGGUGGCGACCCACACACAUAUUCAUAGCACAGCUAGCCAUCCUCGCUCCACACGUCAUUUCUCUCCCAGAUAUCUGUUAAUCUCUGAUGAAAACCCAACCUAAGAAAAUUGAGCCGAAUAAAAAUAGAAUGCGUCCUGAAACAAUUGCAAAGAUACAAUUCUAAGGAACGAAGUGCCUAUCCGUCUUUAUUCGCUCAUCCUUAUCUCUAAAUAAAAACAAUAGUACUGAAGGAAAGCGGUCAGUUUUCAUUCGAAUUCAGCGUCGUAACGUCUUUGUGAACUCAUGAUAACAGAUAUCAAACUGAAAUCAAUUAUAACGCUGGCACCCGUGUACGAUGAUAACGUUACUCUUGUGUUUAAUAGUUACAAUUCCUUUAAAUGGUAUUUUGGCUAUCCCUGGAUACACGAAGGUCGUCACAAAUUUACCAAAGGCAAAAAAUAUAAAUAACUAUUUAGCACCAUUGGAAAGAAUUCUACAAUUUUGUGUUAAACACAAAGUAUACAUAGACUUGAAUUUUGAAUUUGGCCUGUUUUUGGUGAAUGUGAAUUUGAAGAACAUAUUUCAAGCGAAGGCUGAAGAAUUACCUCCGCAAAUUAAAUACCGCUUGGAAGAAUUACUGAUCAAAACUGAUGUGGUAAAUAGCUAUUUCCGUUAUAUGGUUAAGAAAACUGAAGAAAACAUUGCUUAUGGACAGGAUAGGAGAAUUUCGCGAUUACUAACCAAUGAGACCUUUUGGAUGAAAUAUGUGCAAAGGUACAAUCUUAAGUUAUUCGAAAAAUCUAAAAUUUACACUAUGGAACAGUUAGAGAACAUAUAUGGAGACUGGGACGUGUACGAAAGUAAUGUCAGGAAUUACGAAAAAUAUAAACCCUCGCCGGACGACUCAGAUGCCUGCAUCGCACUCUUGGGAGAUCACCCAAUAGCUGAGGGAAGUGCUAAUGUUGAAACUAUCUGUAAAACUCCUAAAUCAUGCAGAGACGGUGCAAGUAACGGCAACGACUUUGGAUAUUUCUUAACACACAGAGUGCUAUUUUUACUGUUGGCGCAAUUUGCCCGAGGAUGCUCUAUUUUCUCCGUGAAGGAGGACAAAGAUAAGUUGGAAAAGUAUUGUGGAAUUAUAUUUAAUGAGGCUCAGUUCAUCGCUACGCAUGACUACAAGAGACCGGACCUUUUUAUGGAACAGAUCGCCAUCUGCACCCUGCUUGGGCACGCACAGUUCCUCCAAGAUGAUUGGAUGAAACCCCUUAUGGCGUUACAAACCUCUUCGGGUUGCUUCACUGAUAAUUGGCGGAUUGUGGGGGAGAACGAGUUGCCGAUGGUGGAACUUCCUGGUGACGAGUGGAUGUUAUCGAACAAUAUUGUCAUGAACAGGGCUUGUAGUGGACACACUACAGCCGUCGCCGCGGCUAUGUUGGCCUCCGCAAUAAGAUACAUCGUUGAAAAUAAUUAUAGUAGUGCUACUUAGGUUUAAUUUUGUCUUCUGUUGGUUUUAUGUAUGUAUAUGCUUGGGUGUCAGGAUAGAAAACAUCGGGUUAGGGAUUCAAUUAAACACAAAUUAAAUCCUUGCUAAACGCGCUGGAGAGAACAAACGGCGCAAUAAACUAUCCAGCCUUGCGCUGUCCAAUCAUUAUACAUUAUCUAGUAACUUUAGACAAUCUAUAUUCGCAAUAUUUACACGAUGACCGCUAAAUACGUUUAAAAAUUACUUUCUUUAAUAUUACGCAAUAAUCAAUUAGUCUCAUGAUACCUUUCUUAAUAAGUUCUAAUAUAUAGCGCUUCUAUUUUCCAACCUGCCAGUAUUGGCGCGAAUGGUAACUAUGUAGGUUUCAUGAAUAAGGUUGACUAUUUGUUUCUAAUGAGGUUUUAGUUAAGAUUUAGCAAUUUCUCUCAUGAUCGUCUUCCACAUAUAAUAUAUUCUCUUUAGUAGGUUUUAUUCACGGGAUAACUUUUAUGACAAAGGACAUGGUAUUUUUAUUUCAAUCUCAUUUGUGGACACAGAUCCAACAUGUAAUUAUAUUUCGUGUAUAUUUUGUGUAAAAUUAAGGGAUUUAUACUUUGUUUAAAGUAAAUAAUAUCCUUCGAAUCGAUUGGAAUGUUAAUUCAACUAAAACGCCGAGUUUCUUAAUAUGAAGCAUACCUACAUAAUUCGUGGUUUUUAAAAUAAUGAAACAC
Messenger RNA from Trichoplusia ni (cabbage looper), 3671 nucleotides. RefSeq lists its product as uncharacterized. Gene Ontology annotation, cellular component: membrane; cytosol. NCBI's taxonomy places the organism in Eukaryota, Metazoa, Arthropoda, Insecta, Lepidoptera, Noctuidae. The record is from RefSeq and is a predicted model, not a curated record. The transcript has 7 exons. The coding region runs from base 1834 to 2964 and encodes 376 amino acids.